UAUAUCAAUAAUAUAAUAUAAUCGAUUGAAUACCACGGGAGUCUAGCCGUGGUAUUAAAUCGAUAUCGAUACUUACAUUUGCACUCAACCACUAGAACUGUCAUUAGCUUCUAUAUUUUGGUGGUUAUGUUGAUAUCAGCGUAAUUUGUUUGUUUUUCGUAAAUCGUUAAUUAAAAAUGAUAGAAAAACAUUUCUGCCAAUGUUGUUUAUCGGAAGAAUGUUAUAAGGAUAUGAAAAAUGUGUAUUAUAGAGGACAAAAACCGGAAAACUAUGGUGAUAUGUUGACGAAUAUCUUUAAUAUAACCAUUUCAAAGACGGAUGAUGGGAGAUGUUUUAUAUGUGAGGAAUGUGUCUCCAGACUCAGGGAUGCAGCAGCGUUUAAAGAACAAGUAAUAAGCACGCAAGAAGCUAUUCUACAAAAACUAGCUGAAUCAAACAGCAGUUUAAAAACAGGUCCUAUACUUGAAUGCAAACUUGAAGAUGAAUCCGAUGACUUUGAUGAUCAUAUCAGCGACAGUUUUGUUUGGGCAGAAACAGAAGAUACCCAUUUGCAAGGCCAAACGUUUGUUAUACAAUUAGAACCAAGAACAAAGCUCCCCAUCACAGACGAAGCAAAGAAGGAAUCGAAUGGAGUUAAACAGAAUCUAGCGAAGGAAAAAAAUAUGGCAGUUAAAAAAAGCAACUUAAAUAAAAAAGCGAAACAGCCAAGUGUCAAGCGAAUGAAAGAAAAACUUCUAAAAACAACACCACCUCAUGAAAACUUAACACACUCUCGUGAAAACACACUGAAACUCGUUCAAAAUUCCAAUUUGUGCCUAUUUCGAUCCCUCCAAAAUAAAUAUGGCUGCUGUCUUUGUAAUAAAUCGUUCUCCGAAAUGAUAGAAUUUCGAAAUCAUUUCAAAACGCACUGCGAUUCAGAAAAGUUCUCUAAAGUGCAAAAAUUACGCGGUCUUUCUUACAAAAACGCAGAAAUCUCUAAUCUAGAAUGUUCGAUUUGUCAAAUUAAUUGCUUAGAUUUCAAUGAAUUAAUGGCGCACUUGAUAAAUAAACAUGAAAUUUCCUUUCAGGGUAAAGAACAUUUCCUAAUUCCCUUUAAGUUAUUAGAUAAGUUUAAAUGCGUUUUAUGCGAUCUACAAUUUAAUAGUUAUUUACGUUUAGCUAUUCAUAUGCACUCUCAUUAUAAAUAUAAUGUAUGUGAAAGAUGCGGACAAUGUUUCAUAAACCGUUUAAGUUUACGCACACACAUUCAUUCGAUGCACAAACAAAAAAAAUGCUCAAAAUGUCCCGCCAUUUUUGUGACAAAUUCAGCUAAAGUCAAACAUUUACGAACAGUUCAUAACAUUCAUAAUUCGAAGCGUUAUUGCAAUCUGUGCAAUUUGACGUUCCGAUACACGUACAUGUUACAAGAGCAUAAGAUUCAGGAUCACGGGUUAGAAAGGCCGGUAUCCAAUUGCAUGCAAUGCGGUAAAACUUUUUUGAGUGCGACUAAUUUGAAACUCCAUAUUCGUUCUGUUCAUAUCAAAGAGAGAAAUUUUCCUUGCUUGUUGUGUUCCAUGAGGUUUUUUACUAAAUGCGAUCAAAAACGUCAUGAGAGAACGCAUCAAGAUGUCCGCUCGUUUACCUGCGACUUCUGCGGGUGUCGAUUCAAAUCGAAAGACUCGUGGCGUCGGCAUUUGAAGCGACAACACGGUCAUGACUCGAAAGAUUCCAGUAAAAUAACUGAACCAGUUAAAAUGUAGAACGAGUAAAAAAUCUAAAAACCCACGACUUUAAAUGUCGCUCCAUUCAAAUUUUAUAAAAAUCUGUCCAGCCGUUUUAAUCUUGUAAAUGGCAUUGUCAUCGGGUUUGAAGCUACUCUGAAAAUUUCAGCCUGCUAGCUUAUCGGGAAGUGUCUCGAAAUUGAGUUGCAAAAAUCCAACCGGAAUUUAUGUAUUUAGGAGUAUUUAUCGUGUAACGAACGUGGCUUCUUAAAUUUUAAGGAUUCUCUAGCUGAAGGGUAAAAACGUAAGUUAAUUGCUGCUGAAAUGCUUAUCCUGAGUCUGGGUGUCUUUGUGCAUGUGACUUGAAUGUUUGUGAAACCAUCCGCGACACAAGGAUUAAAUUCAAUAGUGCGGGAGUAACUAGAUUAGAAAUAACAGUGCUGCAGUGUUAACGAAAUGAAUAAAUAAAAUACAUUAUUCAACAAUAAUAAAAGUGUUUUAUUGCAAGAAAACCUUUAUCUUUUUGCGAGUACCUUUUGUAUAAAAAAAAUCUACAAGGUUUCAAUUCUCAUUUGUAUUUUUUUUACUUUUUUAACUACUUUAACAAAUGAAGAAACCAAUAAAUUUCUACUUGAAAAACUAACAUAAUAUAUAUUAUCUAGACUGUAAGCAUAUAAAGAGUUAUAAAAUACUUCAUGCGUAGGCAAAUAAUAUUAAUAAUAAUUUUCUGCAUAGAGAGCCAAGCGGAUAAGGU
Molecule: messenger RNA, 2454 nt
Organism: Trichoplusia ni (cabbage looper)
Lineage: Eukaryota; Metazoa; Arthropoda; Insecta; Lepidoptera; Noctuidae
Product: PR domain zinc finger protein 5-like
Exons: 5
Coding region: 177-1739 (520 amino acids)
Biological process (GO): regulation of transcription by RNA polymerase II
Cellular component (GO): nucleus
Molecular function (GO): DNA-binding transcription factor activity; RNA polymerase II cis-regulatory region sequence-specific DNA binding; zinc ion binding
Source: RefSeq, a predicted model, not a curated record